This is a messenger RNA of Caenorhabditis briggsae, 1482 nucleotides long. The record is from RefSeq and is a predicted model, not a curated record. Bases 1 to 1482 code for a protein of 493 amino acids. NCBI's taxonomy places the organism in Eukaryota, Metazoa, Nematoda, Chromadorea, Rhabditida, Rhabditidae. Gene Ontology annotation, molecular function: protein binding. The transcript is spliced from 2 exons.
AUGACCCACCAGCGAUUCCCUCUCCGCCGUCUUCCCGAAGACCUCUGUUCAGAGGUUCUCAAAACAAUGAAUUAUUAUGAAAUGAUUGCCUACUCAUUCGUUUCGAGGAAGUCUCAUUCAAUGAUUAAGUCACUUCGCGUAGAGACUUUAUCAACUGAUGUAGAAUUAGGAGAAUGGCUGCAGAUAAGAUGGACCACAAAAGAUUAUGGUUCGACCUCGUUCAACUUGAGAUGCAUGCCAGAAAAUGAAGAAAUCCCAAAGAAGAAAAAUCACGAAGAAGAAAUCAAAACCAUGAAAGAUCUACCAGACAGAGUGGAUGUAUUUACAGAGGGUCGAUCAUUUAGUAGUCUAUAUUUAGAGUGGUCGAAUCAAGGAAAGAAUUUGGAACAGUGGAUUCAACAUCUAUUAUCAAUUUUCCAUAAAGAGGAGCCGAUUAAAAUGAAAGUGUAUCUUGGAAAGGCAAAAUUAGUGUUCCCAUCUUUUCGAAACACUUUUCCAAAAAUCAGGAAGAUCUAUUUGACAAGCGAAUAUGGAAACGAACUUACCGAUCAAGACAUCAUUUACGCUGAAAAUCUUCUGAAAGUUUUUCUUCCAUUGGUGGAAUAUGCCCAUCUGGAUGUCCCUCUUCGGAAGGAUUUCUUCGUUCAACAUAUCGGAAUUGUAAACUUAAAAGAACUAUAUAUCCAAUCUGGUAAACGUCUCAAAUUUGACGAUCUUUUGACGUUGAAUGUUGAAAGUUUGACAAUUGAUUAUGCAAAUCAAAUCUCGCUCCGUGACUUGAAUCGUUUCUUGAAAUUGUGGAUGAAAGGAUCGUUUCAAAAUCUGAAAAACUUACAAAUUACGAAAAACUCAAGGAUCUUCCCAGAUUGGAAUGUAUUGCUGAAAGGAUUGAGAACAGAAGAACCAGACGCAUUUAAGAUAGUCAAAACUCGUGAAGCUCGUCAAGUUCAAGUAGUAGAAGCAGAACCAGAAGAGGAGCCAGAAGAGGAGCCAGAAGAAGACUCUGAAGAUGAAAAUGAAAAAUGGUGGGAAAAUGAUGAAGAACAGGGGCAGGAAGAUGUGAAAGAAGGAAAAGAAUGUAAUGAGAUGGAAGUAUCGGAAGAUGAAGAUGAAGAUGAAAAAAUGGGAGAAGAAUCAGAAUCUGAAGAGGAACCAGAAGAUGAGGUACAAUGUGCACAAGAAGAUGAUGAGAAUGAAGAAGAUGAGCAAGAGGAUGUUGAUGAAGAUGAAGAAGAGCCAGAAGAGGAGCAAGAAGAAGAGGAAGCAGCAGAAUCGGAAGAAGAAGAAGAGGAAGAAAAAGAGGAAGUAGAAUGGGUAGAACAACCAGAAGAAGAACCUCCAGGACCAACUGAUAAGAACGUCAAAAUUCGAAACUGCCAUGGGGUUUGCGCUGACAUUGGGCUUCAAUACAUUUCGGGUAUGAUAUGUUACGUCAAGUUCUUCAUUCGAGACAGUAACGAGACUUAUGCUAUCUGGUAUUGA